Trichoplusia ni (cabbage looper) is the source of this 3076-nucleotide messenger RNA. RefSeq names its product matrix metalloproteinase-14 (gene Mmp1). Gene Ontology annotation, cellular component: extracellular matrix. The transcript has 13 exons. The coding region runs from base 456 to 2132 and encodes 558 amino acids. Gene Ontology annotation, molecular function: metalloendopeptidase activity; zinc ion binding. NCBI's taxonomy places the organism in Eukaryota, Metazoa, Arthropoda, Insecta, Lepidoptera, Noctuidae. Gene Ontology annotation, biological process: proteolysis; collagen catabolic process; extracellular matrix organization. The record is from RefSeq and is a predicted model, not a curated record.
GCGCGCACUCAGCCAAACUCGCGGACUGCGGUAGGUCGUGUCACGCGGUGGCGCAACGAUCGCAGCCGUUCCCGCCACGAACGAACACAUUUUCUUUGAAAUUUCGUGCAAUUGCAAAGAAAACAAGUGAACAAAGCGGGACUUUCGGUGACUUGAGAGUGCUUUGUGAUUGUUUUUUAUACAUGCAUCGACUCAAUUUUUUAUCGAUAUUUUCAAAUUUCGGUAGUAAUAGAGCUUCGAGACGUGAUCGCACUAGUGAAACGAAGACUUCAACGUUUCAAGUAGUGAGGAUUGACAGCGCACUGGACCAGUAUAACAGAUAACAUAUCACCGUGGUGCCUGAAGAUAUCGACAUACCUUUACAACACAAACCAAUUAGUUUAGGGAAAAGACAAAGAGUAAUGACAAUUAUUCCGUCCUUUAGAUAAUUUUUACUUUUUUAUAAGAAAUAUCAAAUGAACAUAUCUAGAAGUAGACUAAGGAUAUCAGAGAACAUGGCGUUUAGUGUAAGGAAUAGUCUGAGGAUAUUGUGGACGGCGGCGGCCGCGCUGGUCUUCCUGACGAGGAGUAGCGCCGCGCCGACCUUCGGCGACACUGAUAAGGCGAUGAUGUACUUAGCGCAGUACGGCUACCUGAGUCCCUCUGUGAGGAACCCUUCAAGCGGCCACAUUAUGGAUGAGAGCUCGUGGAGGCGAGCCAUCGCUGAGUUCCAGAGCUUCGCUGGCCUUAACGCAACAGGUGAAUUAGACGCGGAAACAGCCAAAGUCAUGUCAUUGCCAAGGUGUGGAGUGCGAGACAAGGUGGGCUUCGGAGAGAGCCGAGCCAAACGAUAUGCACUGCAGGGUUCAAGAUGGCGUGUUAAGAACCUGACUUACAAGAUCUCGAAGUACCCGUCGAAGUUGAACCGCGCGGAGGUGGACGCCGAGCUUGCCAAAGCCUUCUCAGUGUGGUCUGACUACACAGACCUUACCUUCACGCAGAAGAGGUCCGGACAAGUCCACAUCGAAAUCAGGUUCGAGAAGGGAGAACACGGCGACGGCGAUCCCUUCGACGGCCCGGGAGGCACCCUCGCUCACGCUUACUUCCCCGUGUACGGAGGUGACGCUCACUUCGACGACGCUGAGAUGUGGUCCAUCAACUCAAGGCGAGGAACCAAUCUCUUCCAGGUGGCAGCUCACGAGUUCGGUCAUUCGCUAGGGUUGUCCCACAGCGACGUCCGCUCUGCACUCAUGGCUCCAUUUUACAGAGGAUACGACCCUGCCUUCCAGCUAGACCAAGAUGACAUUCAAGGAAUCCAGUCUCUAUACGGUCACAAAACACAAACGGACAUCGGUGGUUCCGUGCCUGUGCCGUCAGUGCCUCGUGCUACUACUCAGCAGCCAUCAGCCGAGGACCCAGCUCUCUGCGGCGACCCCAAGUUUGACACCAUCUUUAACUCUGCUGAUGGAGGCACUUUCAUAUUCAAAGGCGAGCACUACUGGAGGCUGACGGAGGACGGUGUUGCGUCCGGCUACCCCCGUCUAAUCUCCCGCGCCUGGCCCGGCCUGCCCGGCAACAUCGACACUGCCUUCACCUAUAAGAACGGCAAGACUUACUUCUUCAAGGGUUCCAAAUAUUGGAGGUAUAACGGACAGAAGAUGGAUGGCGAUUACCCCAAAGAAAUUAGCGAAGGUUUCACCGGCAUUCCCGACAACCUUGACGCGGCUCUCGUAUGGUCUGGCAACGGCAAGAUUUACUUCUACAAGGGCUCCAAGUUCUGGCGAUUCGACCCAUCACAGCGCCCCCCUGUGAAGGCCACUUACCCUAAACCCCUGUCCAACUGGGAAGGCAUUCCAGACGGCAUUGAUGCAGCUCUCCAAUAUACCAACGGAUAUACAUACUUCUUCAAGGCUGGAUCUUACUGGCGGUUUAACGAUAGAACUUUCAGUGUUGAUUCAGACAACCCAGCGUUCCCUCGCUCGACCGCGUUCUGGUGGCUUGGGUGCAGUAGUGCGCCGCGCGGCACAGUAGGAGGUAACGCGCGUUUGUCGGCGAACGACGAAACCAUCUCGGACGACGACGUCGGAGACAUUCAGUUCGACGCAGGUGUAAAAUCAUCCGCUCCGCGAUCAUUCUUCUGGUUCAGGAAAUAGCCUCGGUGGAGUGUUCCUGAACAUUGUAUAUAGAGAAAUUACAUAAAGAACAAAGACUCAAUUAGUUACAUACAAUAUAAGAAUACCAGUGAGAUUAUAGAACAUAAGCGGUGAUUUUAAUACCGGCGAGCUUGUCGCGCAUUGCCUGUACGUUUUAUUUCAUUUCACCUUUGUAUUAAUGCAUGGUAGAUAGACGCUUGCGGCUUCUGGUGGUGCUGUGUCUGGGGCCAGACGCUUUGUAUAUCAACUAUAACGCUUUGCUUACUCAUUCACUCUCUAUCUAUAUCAUCUUAAGCAAAAAGGUUGUAGACAUAAAAACCGCAUUCUAGCCUUUAAAGAAUUUUUUUCGUUCCACACGUGCGGUUAUUGUCCAUUUACUUGUUUGCUUAAGAAAGGUUGCAUUCAAUUCACCUCGAGACUGAUCUAGUCCUGUUUUCUGGGAUAUAAGGAAACUCUCUCACUCUGGUUGUGGAACUUACCUUGUAGAACGACCUAUACGUUAGUUAGAACACCGGUAUGCACGUGCUCACUGUAUUGGUGAUAGCGUUAUUAGCCAACAGCAGUAUAUUCAUACUGACGUCAUCGGUUCCAGGGGUAACGAAGCGUAAAAUAAACGUAGUUGUGAUGAAAGUUUAAAUAAAAGCAGUCAGCGUUUAUAUUUUUUAUUCGACGAAGAAUUGAACAGCGUAAGAUAAAAUUUGAAAAGUAUAAUGAUCACGUUUGAUGAAUUGAUUUCUAAGCACAAUUGAUACUUAAUUACAACGCUGGCUUGACAGGUGUAUCGCACUAAAAUGUAUAUUUUUUAUUGAAAAUAAUGUUUGCGUAUUACAUGCAAUCAAGUACAAAAGGUUUGCAUGUAGAGUGGUCAUUGCGAUAGACAUAAAUGUCGAUUCCCAUUACUAUAUUAGUUUUGUAACUAACAAAAGCGUGACGCAUGAUAUUGA